GUGGUGGUGGUGUACGUAUAGGUUGUAACCCAAAAGACUAAGAGGGUUUCGGAGAGAAAAAACAGGAAAAUAGAGAGAGAAGCCUGAUAAGCUCAAAGCUAAGAUAGAAUAGAACCAAUAAUUUACUGCGCAAACCAGAAACCCCAACGACGAAGCUCCAAAUCCGAAGAACAAGAAAGUUGUUUCGCUCUUCUCUUUCUCACGAUCUUGUCUUUAGUUCGGUUAUGGAUCCGUUCGAUUUGGUUCGAAAAGGUUUUGGGUGAAGCAUACUGGAAUUCAGAUUAUUCUCUGUCUUGAGCUUUUUUAUGCAUAUAAAAUCUUUCUACCACCAUUUAUUUAAAGAAUGAGCUUAUACACGAAAGGGACCGAAGCAAUUGAUACAAAGAUAAGUGCGCCAAACAAGGCAACAACCUUGAAUCCAAAUGCUGUAGAGUUCGUUCCCUUUUCCCUUAGGUCGCCGACUGCUCCACCUAGAAGCACCAGCACCACGGAUGCUGCUGCAGGGUUUGCGGCUACUGGAAGUACAGGAAAAUCGGUGCUUGAUAGAUCAGGAUCAUCUGUUUCAAACAACUCUGAUGAAGAGGCCCAUCAAUACUGGCGUUGCCAGCUCCCUGAUGACAUUACCCCCGAUUUUAAAGUAACGAGUGAGGAUGAAUCUCAAGGUCUCGGGGGCCUUUCUUUGGCGGGCUUAUCGUUGCAUGAUGGCAGUGAAGCAUCAAGGUUUCCAACUCCUACAGGAAGUGGCUAUGUGUUGAAUGGGCCGACGGAAUUGUCCCCACGUGUAAAUGGCAACAUUUUUGCUGAAAAUAUGGCAUAUUCAGCUCCAUCCUGUGUGGAAGAUCCAAGCUCGGCAAGCUUUUCGCAGUUGCCAGGUAAGCCUUGGGACAAGCAAAUUGUGAACAACGAUCAGCUUUUUCGAAAUGGUAGAGAUGGACAUCCUUACAACGGGAAUUCUAGACAUGGGUUCAUGAACGAAAUGUUACCUGAGCAUGGAAUGGUAGAUGACACUGACAUGAAUCCCUUGGAGUUCUUGGCUGUACAAUUCCCUGGAUUUGCUGCUGAAAGCCUUGCAGAAGUUUACGUUGCUAAUGGCUGCGACUUCAACUCGACUGUUGAGAUGCUUACUCAGCUUGAGCUUCAAGUUGAUGGUGGUUUCAGUCAGAAUAUUAACUCAAAGGCGUUGUCAGCACCCAAUCUCAGUGCAAUGGAUUUUCCUGCGCUUACUCUUGAUGCUCAGAAUGGUCCUCCAAAGUAUGCUGGAGAUGAUAUUCAGCAAAACAGCAAUCCAUAUCGAUCUCCAGACAAGGAAAGCAUACUUUCAUUCAAGUCUAGCUCCUCUGUUCUGAGUAGGGGUGCAGUAGAUUUUGCUUCUGCUGUCAGGAAAUUGGCAUCGCAAGAUUCUAUAUGGAAAUAUGAAGGAAAUGGUGCAGUUAAUUCUACUGUUGGCUCAAGCAGAAGUUCUAAUGUUUCCACAAGUGCUUACAGUGGUGGGCAGGGGAGAGGCAUUUAUGCUGAUAGGUUGCAAAUUCGUGGUUCAGCUCGAGUUCCUCCGGUGUGGCUUGAAACUGGGGACUCUGUGGCAAAUUUAUAUUCUGAACUGCGGGAAGAAGCUCGUGACCAUGCACGUUUACGCAAUGCAUAUUUUGAACAGGCUCGGCAAGCGUACCUCAUUGGCAACAAGGCUCUAGCAAAGGAUCUGAGCGCAAAAGGACAGCUGCACAAUGCGCAUAUGAAGGAAGCUCAUGGAAAAGCUCAGGAAUCAAUUUAUCGUCAGAGGAACCCUGCCGGCCCAGAGAUGCAAGGUAAUGGGAGAGGGCAUGAGCAGAUUAUAGACCUGCAUGGGCUGCAUGUAAGUGAAGCCAUACAUGUCCUAAAGCAUGAGCUGAGUGUGCUGCGGAGCACAGCUCGUGCAGCAGAUAAGCGUUUACAGGUUUAUAUAUGUGUUGGGACUGGCCACCACACUAGGGGUUCCCGCACACCAGCAAGACUUCCCAUCGCUGUACAGCGUUAUCUGCUUGUAGAAGAGCACCUUGACUAUUCUGAACCACAGCCAGGGCUGCUUCGUGUUGUGAUAUAUUAGAGGCAGAGGGAGGGAAGCGGUGAGAGGUAUUGUCAUCAAAAUCAUUCUUGUAUCUGUGUACAUGGAAGAGAGAUGGAAGAGAAGUAGGUUUAAAUCUAAAUAUUGGAAGAAAAAAACGGGGGGAAAGUAAAGGAAAGCAAAAAAAAAAGCAGAAGUGUAACUUUACAGUGUAACUGGGUGACAGCAGCAUUACAUUUUGAUAGCCAUCAGGGACUGUACAUCAGCAAUCUUUUGUACCUUAAAUUUUCAUUUCUUUGUUACAUUCCCUUUUCUUUCAUUCAGAUGUAACUGAUAGAAUUGAAUUACAUGAUAGUAUAGUUUUAAGUUCAA
Molecule: messenger RNA, 2410 nt
Organism: Tripterygium wilfordii
Lineage: Eukaryota; Viridiplantae; Streptophyta; Magnoliopsida; Celastrales; Celastraceae
Product: polyadenylate-binding protein-interacting protein 7-like
Exons: 6
Coding region: 344-2080 (578 amino acids)
Source: RefSeq, a predicted model, not a curated record